UUGAUCCUGGGCACUGCCUGUGAUACCUUUAUUCCAGAGCCGAUCUGACGUGAAUGGCUUUAUAUUUUCCCGUAACAUGUCGUCAGUCUUGGAGGGAUUGCGAUGGCCAUUGUGGUACAGACACAGGCGAUCACCUGUCGAGGAUGUCUGAUAGAAAACUCAUCCAUCUUGGAAUUAUUUUCGAUUGUGUCAGCGCGUGAUUUCUUUGAAAUUAAUGAGUCUGUCUCCUACAGAUUUUCUUUCUCCGUCAACAAUUAUUCAUCUUAAACGAUUUCAGCACCCAUAUCUAUGUGAGGCAGACUGGUACAUUUGGGGUUCUCUACAAAGGAGACUUGAGGGUGCGUGUGACAGUGUGCUACUAUAAAUUGUACUGGAACUAGGGCGGGAGACUGCAGAAGUCAAGCUUGUGUGAUUGGAGGACCUUGUUAGUGAUGUCACCUGUCCUGACCAAUCAGCAGUGACAAUAUGAUCCUUAGCUUCGUACUGGUGAGCGCCGCCCUGGUGGUCGUCUCUGGUCAGGAAGCAGACUUCAAAUACCUUCUUCAAGAGGAAAAACCAAAUGGAAGCGUUGUUGCAAACAUUGCGUCAGAUGUUCGUCCUUUGAUCAAUGUAACGGACAGUGUGUUCAGUAAGCUACGGUAUCAACUCCUAACCGAGGGCAAUGUGAAUGCCAAAUUGUUCUCCCUGAAGGAGCAAAGUGGUCGUUUGGAGGCUACCAAGAUUGACCGCGAGAAAGUCUGUCAGGACUUGGAUGUCUGUGUCCUUCAGUUGUCUCUUGCCAUCUUUAAGGACGACCCUGACUUCCCUAACAACCCAGAUCUCAUCAAAUUACUCCUUAUUGAUGUUACAGUCCAAGACAUCAACGAUCACCCCCCGCUCUUCUCCCCUUCGGAGAUGGUUGUAUCCGUUUCAGAAACUGUUAGCAUCGGUUACGUGAUACCGAUUGACGCAGCUACAGACGAGGACAGUGGAGCUAACAACUCCGUACAAACGUACGAGUUUGUCACUGUCCAGGAUGAAUUUCGCUUAAAAUAUAAUACUGACCAAGCUACUUUAGAAAUAGAGGUGAAUAAACGUUUGAAUUAUGAGGCGGACAAAUUUUACCAGUUAGAGAUUGUGGCUAAAGAUGGUGGGUCUCCCCAAAGGAGUGGCAGUGUGACAAUUCAUGUUAAUGUGCUAGACGAGAAUGACAAUUCACCGGAGUUCACAAAGCCUGAGUACAAGGCUGUCACAGAGGAGAACCGAGGCAAUGGAGAAGUAAUUGUACAGGUAACGGCCAGAGACUUGGACUCGGGUGAUAAGGGGAAUGUAUCCUACAGGUUCAACCCCAGCUCUGUACCUAGCGUGUUUGGAAUAAAUGUCACCUCAGGGGAGAUAUACGUCACUGGACAGAUAGAUUUUGAGUCAGAGCAGACUUUUUCUUUUUUUGUCCAAGCUGUUGAUGGUGGAGUCCAGCCUCAGUCGUCAUCUGCCUUAGUGGUCAUUACAGUGACCGAUAUCAAUGACAAUGCACCACAAGUCAACAUCAACCUGCCCCCUGGUGGUGACGUGAUUUCUGAGGCUGCAGAACCAGGACGUUAUAUCGCCAACGUGGCCGUGUCGGACCCAGACAGUGGAGCAUUGGGUAACGUCAUCUGUCAGUUACACAGUGAUUAUUUCAAGAUGGAGACACUAUACAUCAACAUGUACAAGGUGACACUAAAACAGAAGUUGAACCGAGAGGGCCUGGCCACACAUAACAUCAGUGUCGUCUGUGCUGAUGGGGGCACACCUAGCCUCGUCACUACCACCAGUUUCCUCAUCCAUGUUGGUGACGUCAAUGAUAAUCCUCCAACCUUCACACACUCACGAUACAAUGUAUCAAUCUACGAAAAUAAUCAAAUAGGAGCACCUGUCACCAUAGUAACGGCCUCAGAUAGAGAUGAGGGAGAGAAUGGCAGAGUGACCUAUAGUCUAUCUGGGAAUGAAGAUGACUUUUUCUCCAUUAAUUCAGAUUCUGGAGUGGUCAGUACUAAUGUUGUGUUUGACAGAGAGAUACACUCCGAGCUGCUGUUUCAGGUAGUGGCGAGGGACAGUAAUGUUAUCACACAGUAUAGCUCUACAGCAACAGUGGUGGUGACAAUCCUCGACAUGAACGACAACCAACCGUCUUUCUCACAGGAAGUGUACUCGUUUACGGUGCCAGAGAACCAGGCUCCGGGUACUGUGAUUGGUCGGUUGUAUGCCUAUGAUAAGGACAUUGGUGCCAAUGGUAACAUCUACUUCCCUCCGACUCACCCGUACACUAGUAUCUUUGAGAUCAUUCAAAGCACUGGUCAGAUCCAGACAAAAGUUGUGCUUGACCGGGAGACUCAGGGCAUGUAUGACUUCCACGUGACUGCAGAGGACAAUGGUCAGCCACCUCUACAGACGACCACAAACGUGGUGAUAGUGGUCCAGGAUGUUAAUGACAACGUACCCAAUGUCACCUUUCCCACCGAUGUCAACAACACUGUCACCAUAACACCAAGCAAGACCCAGGGCACACUGGUAGCUAAGGUAAUGGCGACCGACCCAGACCUGGGUGUGAAUUCCGUGCUUUCUUAUGUGGUUAUGAAAGGUGCAAGUAGUCUGUUUAAUGUCAACAACAGGACUGGUGUGGUCAGUCUGGGGCAGGACCUCAAGGAGGACCAUUUGGGGACCUACACUAUACUAUUGGCCAUCCAGGACUCAGGCACCCCCAGUCAGACAACCUGGUCCAACCUUGUGAUCAUCGUUAGCAACCCUGAUGCCAACAAGAACGUCAUCAUCGUCAUAGCCGUGAUAUCUGUUACCGUCACCCUGUCUCUGAGUAUGAUCAUCAUGAUCUGUCUCAUACGACGUCAGGAUGGCAAAAAGUUCGACAAGGGUGAUGGAAAAUUGUCAGACCAUAAGAAGAAGUUUGUCCUGGACUGGCUUCGUUGUCUGUCAACGUCCACUAGGGACGUCCACAAACUUGGCAACGAUAAGACAGAGGCACAGCUCCACCGACCCACCGAUCUGAAACCUAUCUGUUCCAACGACAGCACAGCAUCAGAGGGCAGCCAAGACUGUAAGAAUGAAUCCCAGGAGAAUAUCGGGCGUACAGAUGAGGAUGAGGGGUUCGUAGAGACACCUGGUGGCACCCUGUCACAUGACAGUGGUCGCGGUGACAGUGUCCGCACACGUCAUGACAGCUCGAUGAGUCAGCAGGAACUGAUGACAAGUCAAGAUUCCAGAAUGUUUUACUCGUUGCCACGGUGCCAGACAGGAAGUAAGGAUGCUGUGAGUGACACACGGUUCUCCACAGCUACGUCAGACGGUGUUUCGAUACCGGAGAGCUGGCAGCACAGACCUGUACCUCCUCGGCCCAGUUACAACAGAAAUAUCAGUCUGGAUGAACAAAUGUUACGAGACAGGCAAAAAGCCCAAACUAUGUCCAGUUUUCGUGAAGAUGCUAGAUUUUCUUCAACAGACUCGUCUAUUGUUCCUGUGAGUAGGAACUAUAAACAGAUUAACAAAAUAGGGUUAGGACUGUCCUACGAUAGUCAUACAUUACACAGACAUAUACCGGGACAGUAUCAACGACCUUCAAACAGCACCUCUACAAAACUGGCUCAGAAGCGAACCCUCUCCCCAAUAAGUGCGACCCCUGAGCCAAGUGAGGGUGGCUUCUCUAGCUCCAACUCCUCCUUCACGCCCCACCCCCGGUCUCCAUCACAUCAGCCAUACUCUGGAGUCCACUUCUUUAAGUCUGGUUCCCAGUCCAGCGGUCAGUCACUCAGUAGUGUCCGACAAGACAUUGUACAGCUGGAAAGUGAUAUAGAGAGUCGACUCAACAGAGAGGACUGUAUAGUGUAACAGUGGUUAGUCUCUCUCUGUGGUCAAACCAUAAUCUCUGGACCUUGGUCAAACAAUAUUUAUGAUAUUUUUUAGACCAAAUAUUAAGGAAAAUAAGCUUAAAAAUCAAAUGUUUUUUACGAAAUUAUUAAAUUUUGGUCAUUAUAUUCAAAAUAAUGGUCUUUUUCUUGUUGUUUAUAUUGACCCUGUGCCAGGUCUGCUUUAUUACAGAGAGUGAUGCCAUGACCUUUAGGGGUCACGUGCCAAUAGGGACCAAUUGAUGAUCUCAUGUGUAAGAUGUAAUCCAAAAGUGCCAAAUAUUAAAAAUGUCUAUUUUAAGUGUGAUUGUGUUUGUAUGAACUGAGAAUGUUGUGUGAAAAAAAUACUUAAUCUGUUAAUUAGCCCCGAGAAUCUUGGCUUGAUGGGGUGACAGAAUUGAGGCAGAGCAUGAGGUUAUGGAAGGUUAAAUACGGUAUGACUGUUGAUAGAGUUUUUGGAAGGUUAAAUACGGUAUGACUGUUGAUAGAGUUUUUUAUACUAGAUACUGUUUUAGCAGCUAGCUACUGCCAAGUCUGUUGUAUGUAUUGUGUUUUUGAUACUAUCAAAGUUUACUUAAUGUAGAAAAUAUUGAUUCCAAAUUUGUCACAGUCUAGCAUUUUCAUUUGAAUGGAAAUUUUUCAUGAAUAAUUUAUUGCUUUGAUGUUGAACUCAUAGUUUUGCAUACACAAAAUUGUGUCGUAUUGCUACAAAAGUAGAGUAUUUUCUGGAGUUAGUUCCAUGAGCGUGUUAGGUGUGAUGGGUAUUAUUGAAUUUAUUAGCAUGAGAAAUACUAGAGAAAUCUCCAUUAUCACUGAUAUGCUGGUCGUUUUCUGAUUCUCAAGAAAAAACGUGCAUGGAAACUGUUGAAUGUCUCAAUAUACUUUUAAAAGUCAAUAUAUCUAAUAUAUAUUGAUAUGUUGAUGAAUUGAUUUAAUUUUAGUUUUUUUAAUUCUACAGGUAAGGUUUUCAGCCAACAGAGAUAAACAAUGUGUAAAGGAGAGAAGAAUAAGCAAAUUAAAAAAGAAAAACCUAUUAAUAUGUUUAUGAAAAUAAAUGUAAAUGAGCGUA
This is a messenger RNA of Mizuhopecten yessoensis (Yesso scallop), 4944 nucleotides long. RefSeq names its product protocadherin beta-16-like. Gene Ontology annotation, cellular component: plasma membrane. The record is from RefSeq and is a predicted model, not a curated record. The coding region runs from base 466 to 3858 and encodes 1130 amino acids. Gene Ontology annotation, molecular function: calcium ion binding. NCBI's taxonomy places the organism in Eukaryota, Metazoa, Mollusca, Bivalvia, Pectinida, Pectinidae. The transcript is spliced from 5 exons. Gene Ontology annotation, biological process: homophilic cell-cell adhesion.